Molecule: messenger RNA, 476 nt
Organism: Paramecium octaurelia
Lineage: Eukaryota; Ciliophora; Oligohymenophorea; Peniculida; Parameciidae
Source: the annotation of a GenBank genome assembly
AGAUUGUCUUAAUUGUUGUAUGUGUGAUCAAAUGAUUCCUAAAAAUGGGGUUAUUUAAUUUGCUUUUAAAAUUAUAGAAAUGUAACAUGUUAUGAUUGGAAUUGGUUUUAGGGAUAUUGUGUAGAGUAAAGGUUAUUAGAGUUGUUAUUCUAUUGGAGGAGGGUAUAUUUAUGAUAUAAAUAUUACAAAAUAGAACAUAUAAUAUAUUUUAUAAUGGUUUUUGUUGGAAUCAUGAUUAGUAAGACAAGAAUGAUAAAUAAAUAGCGUUUCCUUUUUCAAAGAAUGAUAUAAUAAUAGUUGAAGUGGAUAUUUAAAAAAAGUAUGUAAAAUGGACAAAGUAAUCCACAAAUGAAUCAUUCGUAUCAAUUUAUAUUUAUUAUUAGUCUCUCACAAUUGAUACAUCCAAAGAUUUAUAUCCAUGCGUACAUUUAAUUGGUACAUGUAAAGUAGAGAUAUUAAAUUAUUUGUUCAAAUGA